GGAGACGUGGCCGCUAGUGCAGCGCGUGGAAUUCGGAACCGACGCUGGACAUGGGGCUGGAGCAUGAGCGCAAGAUGUUGACGGGGUCCGGAGACCCACAGGAGGAAGAGGAGGAGGAAUUAGUAGAUCCCCUAACAAAAGUGAGAGAACAGUGUGAGCAACUGGAGAAAUGUGUAAAGGCUCGGGAGCGAUUAGAGAUGUGUGACCAGUGUGUAUCAUCGAGGUCAAAAACAGAGGAGGAUUGCACUAAGGAGCUCUUUGACUUCUUGCAUGUACGGGACCACUGUGUGGCCCACAAACUCUUCAACAGCCUGAAAUAAAUGUGUAGACUCACUUAACCAGUCUUCAUCACCUGUAUAUCAGGCUAUUUCCUUAUAGUUUUGAACAUGCCAUUUGUUUCUUACUUGAAAAAGUUUGUGUGGACCUCAUGGAUUUGGAGAUAAAGUGUCUCCUGUGUAAUUAGCAGUGAUAUCAACACAAUAAAUUGCAGUGUUGUGCAAAAAUAAA
Messenger RNA from Sorex fumeus (smoky shrew), 507 nucleotides. Its product is annotated as cytochrome b-c1 complex subunit 6, mitochondrial-like. Bases 51 to 320 code for a protein of 89 amino acids. The record is from RefSeq and is a predicted model, not a curated record. Gene Ontology annotation, biological process: mitochondrial electron transport, ubiquinol to cytochrome c. The transcript has a single exon. Lineage: Eukaryota; Metazoa; Chordata; Mammalia; Eulipotyphla; Soricidae.